This is a messenger RNA of Schistosoma rodhaini, 1617 nucleotides long. The record is from the annotation of a GenBank genome assembly. Lineage: Eukaryota; Metazoa; Platyhelminthes; Trematoda; Strigeidida; Schistosomatidae.
GAAACACUAAAGCCAUUGAUAAUGGAUAAUAUGAAGAGAAAGACAGAUAAACCUCGCUAUCGAUCUAUUGCAUAUAAAUCAAUUUGUCCGAAUAAUGAAAAACAUAUUUCAAGUGUAUUUCAAUCUUAUCCCAAACAGCUGAUUAUUCACAGUGAGGAUUUCAUUUCAAGGUUUGGUCAUAAUGCUUUUGUUAAAACAACUGGCAAUAAACAGGAUAUUAGUUUGUUAAAAGGUCGCAUCACACAUGACUUAACAUUUGUUCCAGUAGACAAUACAAUACCAUGGUGGACAAGAUCAUCAUUAAAUCAUUCAGUAACUACCCUUCAUGAUAUGAAAAGUAAAGAUAAUUCAUUGACAUCAACAACAAACUUAGCACAAAAACAAGAGAUCGAUGAAAAAACUGAAAAUGGGAACAAAGAUACUAAAAAAUCUGACCUUGAACGACGAAUAUCAAAUGCCAGUGGUGGACGAAUGGGAAAUAUUCGAAAUAAGUUUGAAUCAGGCGAAGUGAAUAAUGAUAAAAGGAAGAACAAAAAGAAAUCUGCGCCAAAAAUGAAAUAUGCCGGUGUGGAAUCAGCUAAAACAAGAUUUAUUGAGGAAGCUACAAAGGCUACAAUGAGCAAGGUAGAAGAUGGGCCUAGGAAACCAAAAGAAUUCACUCCACCACCGGAUGGUGUUGCUGUUGGUAUAUUAGAAAGUAAUCCAAAGCCAAGAGCACCAGAUGUGGUUACAUCGGAUGACAUGUUUGAACCAGUUGAUUUAAAAGAGAUUAGUGAAAAAACAAAAAAUUUAAGGGAGAAAUUUCGAAAUAUGGAAGCAACUGGUGGACAGAGCAUUGAUGAAGAGAAUCGUAAAAAAAGUUCAUUCAUUGAUGAAUCAAUUACAGUUGCACCGGAAGCUACAAAAAAUGCAAGAGCACGAUGGAAGGAUAUUGAAAGUGGUAAAACUGAAAAGGAUGUGUCAUCAGAACGUCCAAAACUUGAUAUACAUGACGGUUAUGGAGGUGUUUAUGAGAAUGAACCUGAAAAAUUUGAAAAUAUCGCUAGAGCUGGUGAAACAAAAAAAGAUUUACCAUCUGGUGUAAGUGCUAAAGAAAGACGUGAAUUAUUUUUAAAGAAAGCUGCUGAUACUUCUGUUGUAAAGAGAGAUAGUAUAAAACUUAUAGAUAUUAAUGCUGCCGAAAGUGGAAUAUAUGAGAAUGAGCCAACUCGACGUGAUAAUGUAGUCCGUUAUGAUGAUGAUCAAACAGAUGACUAUCCAAUUAAUUCUGUGAAAUGGGCAUCUGAAGCGAAAAACAGAUUCAUACAGGAAGCAUCUAAAUCACAGAUAACAACAGGAAGUAACAAGACUAUUUUAUUGGUUGAAGAUGGUCAUACAAAUGGUAAUGGUGCAUCAAAACAAGCACGAUAUACUACACAAGCUAAACAAGCCUUCUUAGAACGUCAAAAACAAGCGGAAGAAGCUGCAAAGAACAAAAGUCGACCAGAUAUCAUUGAUAUAUGGCAAGAACAAUGCCCACACAGUGGAGUAUUUGAAAAUGUACCAGCUGCUCAUACAGCUGAUGUGGUAGUCACUGAUGAAUCCGAAGAAGACGAUGAGGAAGAGGAGGAGCAAUAA